AUGUUUGAAAAUAGGCACGACCCGAAUCCCGCAUUCCUCAAUGGCUUUCAAGGCUUCUGUAGCGUCUUCGUCACUGCGGCGUUCGCCUACACCGGCACCGAGCUGACUGGGCUGGCUGCUGCGGAAACGAUCGAUCCAAAGAAGGAGAUCCCGAGGGCUUCGAAGCAGGUCGCGUGGCGUAUCGGCAUCUUCUACGUCGUCAAUCUUCUCCUUGUUGGUCUCAUCGUACCGGCAGACAGUCCCUUGUAUAGUGGCGAGGGUUCCGAAUCGCGUCGCUCGCCUUUUGUCAUUGCAAUUCAGCUUGCUGGCAUCAAGGUACUGCCGUCGAUUUUCAAUGCCGUCAUCUUGAUCGCCGUCAUGAGCGUUGCCAACUCCUGCACGUUUGGCUCGACUCGAACACUUCAGGCUCUCGCUGCGAACGGAAUGUUUCCCAAGGUCAUGGCCUAUAUUGAUAAAAAGGGACGUCCUAUACCUGUGGUCAUACUGCAGCUUCUCUUCGGGCUGCUGGCCUUUAUUAACCUGGCAGAGAAUGGCGGGACGGUCUUUGACUGGCUCCUGUCGUUGUCGGGCCUUACCAUCCUCUUUGUCUACGGCGGUAUCGCUCUGGCUCAUAUCCGCUUCCGCAAGGCCUGGGCCGCGCACGGCCAUACAUUGGACGAGCUUCCCUACAAAGCCUCGUUCGGCGUCUGGGGCUCAUGGGUGUGCUUCAUCAUCUGCGCUCUUGCUCUGAUUGCCCAGUUCUACGUCGCACUGUAUCCCGUCGGCGGCCCCAACCUGGAUGCCAGCACCUUCUUCCAGCUCUACCUCGCUGGUCCACUGCUCAUAUUCCUAUACGCGAUUUGGAAAGUCUAUAGCUGGUUCUUUGAGCAUGAACACAGCCCGCUGUUUAUCAGAUCAAAGGACAUUGAUAUCUACACGGGCAUGAGAGAGCAGCAGCAACACAUCAGUGGCCCAGGCGUCUCGGCCGAGCAGAGACGCGCUGCCAUCGCCGAGAUUCAAGAGGAAACGGAGAAGAAAAGUGUUGGGACUUAUAUCAAGGAUGCUAUUAGAAGCAUCAUUUAA
Messenger RNA from Sporothrix brasiliensis 5110, 1062 nucleotides. RefSeq lists its product as uncharacterized. The transcript has 3 exons. Bases 1 to 1062 code for a protein of 353 amino acids. Lineage: Eukaryota; Fungi; Ascomycota; Sordariomycetes; Ophiostomatales; Ophiostomataceae. Gene Ontology annotation, cellular component: membrane. Gene Ontology annotation, biological process: amino acid transmembrane transport. Gene Ontology annotation, molecular function: amino acid transmembrane transporter activity. The record is from RefSeq and is a predicted model, not a curated record.